Seminavis robusta is the source of this 1677-nucleotide messenger RNA. The record is from the annotation of a GenBank genome assembly. Lineage: Eukaryota; Bacillariophyta; Bacillariophyceae; Naviculales; Naviculaceae.
AUGGUCCGCUUGGCUAGCAUUCACCACAAAGGUUCUACCAAGCUGGUAGCUCAAGUCGACGAUGGCUCGUAUGUCGAUCUGUCCAGUAUUGCCACUCAUACUCGCGGCUUUUUCGAACUUGGGGAAGUGGCCAUUACCAAAGCCAAAGAGUUGAUUGGUACUAGUGGCGAGCCCAAAAUUCCAGCAUCAGAAGCCCGUUUGCUCAUUCCCUUGGAUCCCUCGACGUGUGGAAAGGCGCUCUGUAUUGGAAUGAAUUAUGUUGAUCAUUGUACUGAGCAAAAUAUCCCCAUUCCAGAGGAGCCUGUGGUGUUCAACAAAUUCCCUUCUGCUCUGAGUGGUCCGAAUGAUCCCGUCGUUUGCGACGAACAAUUAACUUCCAAGCUGGAUUAUGAAGUCGAGUUGGGGUUCAUCAUUGGAAAGACAGUGCCUCGGAAUAUUGAAGCCAAGGACGCUGGUCAGUACAUUGGAGGAUACACGGUGGUCCAUGAUGUCUCGGCCAGAGAUUGGCAACUGGAAAAGAAUGGUGGACAAUGGCUAUUGGGAAAAUGCCAGGAUGGCUAUGGGCCCAUUGGACCCGUGAUUGUUACCAGCGACGAAUUGACAUUGGAAAAGGUGCACAAACUAAAAAUUGCUUGCCGCGUGAAUGGAGAAACAUUGCAGGAUUCCAAUACUUCCAAUCUCAUCCACAAGGUUGACCAGUUGGUGGCGUGGCUAUCCAAAUUCAUGACUCUCUACCCAGGAGACUUGGUAGCUACUGGAACGCCUCCUGGAGUAGGAUGCUUUCGCAAGCCUCCGAAAUGGCUCAAACCUGGGGAUGUCGUCGAGUGCGAAAUUGAAUCCAUUGGGACUCUAGUCUCUCCCAUUGUGGCUGCCUUGGCGGCACCUUCCACGUCGUCUCUGGCCAGAAAAACGUCACCAGGACGUUUGGAAGGACGCGUCUGCAUUGUUACGGGUGGUGCUCGUGGUAUUGGAUUUGGAAUCGCGAGUCACUUUGGUUUGGAAGGAGCGGCUGCGGUUGUCAUUGUGGAUUUGAACCAAGAGGUUUUGGAUGAAGCUGCCAAGAAACUGCACCUGAUUGCACCAACAUGUCAGUAUCAGGGAGUGGCUUGUGAUGUGACCGAUACUGCGGCUGUUCAGAAAACUUGGGAUCAAGUGGCAUCGACUCAUGGUCGCUUGGAGGUUGUAGUCCAAGCAGCAGGCAUUGUUGGUGAAACCAAUUUGAAGUGUGAAAAUGUCAAUGCGGAUAACUUUGAUACCGUCAUGAGCAUCAAUGUCAAGGGCAUCUUUAACGGUUGUAAGGCAGCAUUGCCACACAUGACCAAGCAAGGGUUUGGCAGAGUGGUCAAUAUUGCAUCUAUCAGUGGCAAGGAAGGCAAUGCUGGGAUGGUCGCCUACUCGACCUCCAAGGCUGCAGUGAUUGGUCUGACCAAAGCGGUGGGCAAAGAGUACGCGGAAACAGGCGUGACAAUCAACUCGGUGGCUCCUGCCGUUGUACGGACACAAAUGGUGGAGGAUAUGCCCCCAGCACAAGUCAAGUAUAUGACAGACAAGAUCCCAAUGAAAAGGUGCGGAAAGAUUGAGGAAAUUGCUGCCCUGGUGUCCUUUAUUGCUUCGCCAGAAGCGUCGUUUAGCACUGGAUUCUGCUUUGAUGCCACCGGUGGACGAUCAGUUUACUAA